This is a messenger RNA of Argiope bruennichi, 1260 nucleotides long. RefSeq lists its product as uncharacterized. The record is from RefSeq and is a predicted model, not a curated record. NCBI's taxonomy places the organism in Eukaryota, Metazoa, Arthropoda, Arachnida, Araneae, Araneidae. Bases 186 to 1055 code for a protein of 289 amino acids. The transcript has 7 exons.
AACCUCUCGAUACGCAAAGGUAUCAGCUUCUGGGAAAGAUAACGGUUUCAGGCGCUCUUCAGAAGACGAAGCUGCUGCACGGCAUUCCAACGGAGUUUCAUCAAAGGAAGAAUAAGUAGGAAGGAAGUCAAUAUUGACCAUCUGUCUUUAAUAAAACAGUGUUAUCUCAGAGAAAUUGAUUCGAGAUGGAAGACCAGCAAUCUUCACCAACAGCACCGGAGGAUUAUAGAAAAGAAGAGAACGAAGAUUCCAGAGAGGAGGAAAAUGAUGAUUCCAGGGAGGAACCUGACGAGGAAAACAAAGAAUCAAAGGAGGACUCUGAAAAGGAGAAGGUUGACGAUAAUCUCCUGAAAAAAGAUAAAGAAUCAAUACAAUUAGAUAUCCAGACAGAAGGAGAUGACACAGCCACUUUACCACUGCGUAAGAAGAAAGGUGACGAGGCCAAAGAGAAGUCCAAAAAUAAACCGUCCAUGUAUCUAUUUCCCCUCACCAGAUUGAAAAUUGCGUGGUCGAGUUCGUCCAAUGUCUGCGAGUUUUUUUUCAAGGCUGUCUUGAUUAUAUUUUCGACCUUAGGAUGGAUGUUCUGUGUUGGUGGCUUUCCUUUUAUCUCGCUUGCUCUGCUGAUAAUAGGUUGCAUCUACAUCGAUGACUGCAAAAUCCAACCCAACAUUCCAUUGUAUUUGAUAGUGUCUGGUGUUUUGGGAACCAUUCAGCAUUUCAUUGCAAUUUGGACGAAAUAUGUGCCUAAAGAUUCCUUAGGGCGAAUAAAGGAAUACCGAAAUUAUUGUAAAAUAGUUGAUUGCGUUAUACAGCUUUUCCUCACUAUAUGGUUUGUGCUAGGUUGCAUUUGGGUGUAUGGUGUGUACAACGAGGUUGAGUACCGAGAUACCGAGAGGAAUGAGUACUGUAACCAAACACUAUACCUUUUCGCAUUCUGGAUUCUCAACUUCUCUUUCAUGAUACUUGCUCUUCUUGCUGUCAUCGCUUUGAGUUGCAUUGUUUGUGUCAUGGUUUCUCCAAAGAACAGAAACAGAGAAACUGAAUCGAUUGCAUAAGAUACAAACACAAGGAAGAUUUAAAAAAUGCAUUAGAAACUUUUUCUUAGAAAGCGACUCAUCAAGUCAAAAUAUGAACGGAAAAUAUCUUAUCAAGUUUCUGCGCCAUAAAAAUUUAUAUUACUUUUUCAGAUGUAUAUCAUUUGCUUUUGUGCCAUAAACAAAUUUUAAUUUUUUUAAGAAUAAAAAUGUUUUUAUAAGAAGA